Messenger RNA from Pygocentrus nattereri (red-bellied piranha), 3921 nucleotides. It is a transcript of the gene ajap1, whose product is annotated as adherens junctions associated protein 1. The coding region runs from base 721 to 1908 and encodes 395 amino acids. Gene Ontology annotation, cellular component: adherens junction; plasma membrane; cytoplasmic side of plasma membrane. The record is from RefSeq and is a predicted model, not a curated record. The transcript is spliced from 6 exons. NCBI's taxonomy places the organism in Eukaryota, Metazoa, Chordata, Actinopteri, Characiformes, Serrasalmidae. Gene Ontology annotation, molecular function: beta-catenin binding.
AGAGAGAGAGAGAGAGCAUAGCGCGCAUGCAGGGCUGAGAGCACUGCGCACUCACUCUGUCCGCGCGCGAUGGCAGCGGCGCGCGCCUGAAAGUGGCGUUUCAUCUCGCCGUCUCUGUCCGGUUACGCGUAACGCUGGCCAAGUGUCCACCGCCGUUCGACUGACGUGACGGCUCGCUCGCGCGUCUGGCUGCUUCAUGUCGCGCGCUCCUCUCACCUUUGCUUCCCAUCCGCCUGACGACGACGACGAAGAUAAGAGUAACGAGAAUGUAGAGAAAGUGCGCGCUCGUGUGCGCAGGAGACGCGGACGCUUUCAUCUCGCAGCCGAGAUCAUGUUCCCGCUGCUCCUCGACUUCUCCUUCACCGGAGUACGAAGCGAGGUCUCGUGAACUUUUCAGCUGAAGGAGGCAGCUUUUUCCGCUUUAUUGUUUCUCGUUUUUCUUUUUCUUUUUCCUUUUUUUUUCUUUUUGCUUCCGUCAGCCCACACUGACAGCCCCCCGUCCCUCACCUGAGCACGAAACGCGCGUCCUUGCUCUCGUGCGUGCGUGCGUGGUGCGCGCGGAUCCGGAGCCCUCGCGGAUGCGCGAGCGUAGCAUGUUCGCGUUCAGGCCGUGUGGAGUAAGAGCGCUGAGGUGAAGGUUGGAAAGGAGAGCGAGCGUCGACAUUUGGGGAGUCCAACGUCAAUGGGAGGAGGACUGAUCUGGAAUCGCUGUCGACAAAUAUGUGGAUAAAACGGUGUAUAGCGCGCAGUUCCAUGGCUGCUUUGAAGCCUUCAGGCCUGCUGGGAUGCAGAAUGUGGAUCCUCUUCGCCCUCGUCCACCUCACUAUGGACCUGUCCCUGUGUGCUCCAGUAGGACAGGGCCUGCCACUCAAGCUGCUGCCCCGAUCAGCGCCACGCAUGCGGCCUCGUCCCCUACCCACCCGGGAUGCACCCAGCGCCCAGCACUGGAGGACUCUGGGCUCUUGGCAACGGAGUGUCCCAUCUCCUCCUGUCCCAUCACCUGGGUACAGGGGAGGAGCAGGAUUAUGGGGGUUGGGGUCCAAAUCGCGGAGGCACAGACGUCAGCUUUGCGAAGGGUGCAGUUCUAAAUCACACCCCUCAGAGGGUGGGGAGUCGCUGGAGUUCUUGGAGGGGAGUAAAGCUGAUAUCUUGCAGCAUUUGUUCCGCUCGCGGAGGCAGCUGAAAUGGGAUACCUAUGACAGUUCACAGGAAGGCAGGACCACCACGGUGGCCGGAUUUAUCGACUGGGGUCCAACAGGGACAGACGAGGGUGCGGAUGAUGAGGUUAAGGUGAUCCCUAAUACCACAGCCACCACAAAAUCCUCCACCACCACCACAACAACUACCAUCACCACCACCACCACACGCAGCCCCCAAAGGACUUACGCGGUGGUCACCACCCCCCAUCCCCGGAGGCUGAGCACCACACAGCCUACGAUUAACCUCGGGGUGACCGUCAAACCACCGAAGCCAUUUGGGGACACACCAGGUCUGGCAGUACAUCAGAUCAUCACUAUCACUGUUUCCCUCAUAAUGGUCAUCGCAGCCUUGAUAACAACACUAGUCCUUAAAAACUGUGCGUGUUUUUGUAGCUGUGCACAGUCGGGGAAUGGCCGCCACACUAGCCACCAGAGGAAGAUCAACCAGCAGGAAGAGAGCUGUCAGAACCUGACCGAUUUCACGCCGGCCCGCGUGCCCAGCAAAGUGGACAUCUUCACCGCCUACAACGACAGUUUACAGUGCUCUCAUGAGUGUGUGCGCACCGCCGUGCCAGUCUACACGGAUGAGAUGAUCCAGCACACACCCAUUUACAAGACCACGUACAACGGGAAUAGACCAUCGCCAACUGAAAGGCAGCUAAUCCCCGUGGCCUUUGUAUCUGAGAAAUGGUUCGAGAUCUCCUGCUGAGGCCCUUUUACUACCUGUGGGUCGCUGCAACUUCCUCAAUUUGGUCCCUGGAUCCCAUUGGACAAAACCUCCAGUUCUCGCGAUAAGGAAAUAACAAUACAAAACAAAGGCAAAACAUAACAAAGACCCAAGCAAUUGCAGAUGGAAGAGCAGGAACGAACACACGGCUUUUGUACAAAUGGUGGAUCUCCCUGGACACGGAGCGAAGAUGUUUAUUUUUCUAAGCUGAUCGCAAAGAGAGCAGUGCUACGGUUGUCACUCCAGAUUAUUUUCCAUAGACUUCUGGUCAUUUAGAGAUGACACAGUAUACUUAGAGUAAAUAUAUUAUAUACAUAUAUUACUGUAUGUGUGGAUGUGUUGGGGAAGAUCACCGUUGCAGACGUUUUGGAGAGAUCUUUUCCGAAGGGGGCUGCUUUUGGUGAAAAAGGGGGGUGAACAGACUUUUCAGAACUAUGUGCCAAUAACGCCAAUAUGUGCCACUUUAUGUACAGAUGGGAUGCGUCUGAGAGUUGGUUGAAAACUACAGACAACACGACGAGUCAUUUCUGUGACGGUAUUCUAUAUCAACCCAUUCCUUUUUUUUUGUAUAGAAAGUACAAAUAUGUAUUUGAAAUAUGUUUUGAAAUAGUUGAACAAAAAAAAUUGUGUUGCAGACAUCCAAAAAUAUUUAUAAGGAGCACUAUUUGGUUAGAUAAAAGAAAAGAAAAAAUGAUCCCUGGCCCAACUUUUGAGUUUAGCGUAUUGUUAUUAGGCCCUGUUUUAAACGGAAUAGUCUUCUCUAUUUUUGUACAAAGAGGUAACUCACACGUCACUCAGUUCCACUGCACCUGAACUUCUGGGACUGUUAACUUCCCAUCUGAGAUUCAGCCAGGAGGCAACACCUUUUCUUUUUUUUUUUUCCAGAUUCAGCAGUCAUCCACUGAAAUACUGAAAUAUAUUCUUUUUUUAUUAUUAUUAUUAUUUUCAUUCACUCAAGCCAUGCCUCAACUAUUUUUUUUUUAAGUCUUUUAAUUGCUGCUGGGUGAGAAUUGACAUUAGCGCUGUUGGUUAGCCACAGUCCUUCGAAUCUCCAGUGAAGUUCUUUUUGUACUGAUCAAUACUGUCAAAGAGCCUCAGUCAAAGCCUCAUAUUUUUAACAGCAGUACGCAAUACAUUUUGAUUGUUUGUGCAUCAAAGUGAAAGAAGAUAAUGCUUUUUUACAGGAAUAAACAAUGUACAGCUAUUAGUAUUCUAGGGCUUAGGAUCAAACACUGAAUACUCUGAUUUAUUUUUGUGCCAAGUCAUUGUUGAGUGCCAAGUUGAUGAUUAUUCUUUUUUUAACAAUCCUAUGUAACAUGCAUAUUAUUUAUUCGUAUGCUUCGGAAAUGAAGAUGUACUGAAAUAUAGGAAUAUAUGUAAACAAACGCAGGAACUUCACCUGGUGUGAUACUAAAGUGUUUUUUUUUCCUAAUUAAUUCAUUAAUUUAUUUUUUAUUUUACUCAAAUCUACAUGAGUAAUCUGAAUAUAAUACAACACUUUUUUUUUGUUUUUAACUUCUCACCUUUGUAUUGUCCUCAAAGUGAGCAAAACAGAAAGGAAGUUAAUUGUGUUUCCCCACCAGCAGAAAUGCUCGAAAUGUACAAUGUUUCAAAAAUAAUUGUAGCCACAAAAUUCAACAACAAAAACAAAACAGUGAGACGUCCAGUGAAGUAGUGGACACUUUAAAUGCAUGAAUGUGUGUGUGUAUGUGUGCACACUUCUCUCCUUUUCCCUGUGUGUGUGAUGUGCAUAUCUAAAAUCAACAUAAACAAAUACAAGGCCAAAGAGUUGGUAGAUAGUGGAAUUUAGGUCAUUUUACUGACAAUAAAUAAAGUAAAUAAACUAAAUAUAAUAUAUCCAAAAACAAAUACAUAUUACGUUUGUGAUUGGGUGAAAAAAAAAAAUUCAAAAUAAUACAACAAGACAAUAGCUCGCAGUCUAAAAUGCAUUACUGAUCCAAUUUAAGCCGCCCAUAUAAACCGGAUAGACUUAAU